AGGUGCACAGGCACAGGGCACAGGACGAAGGAGCCCCUGAAAUGGAACUGACAAAAAAAAUUGUCAAAUAUAAUAUUUUCAAAUUUUAAAUUUCGCUGCCGUGCUCUGCUGUGCGGUUCAGAUGUCGGUGAACCGAGUGCAUCGAGUGGGCCCAGGCAGCCCAUUGCGUGGUUUAGCGAUUGGUCAUUGUGUCGCUCAGUCCCUGGACGCCCUCGACGCCCUCUGCUCACCAACAUCUGAAUAACUGAAUCGCAGAACUGAUCGACGCGUCACGUGCACGACAGGAGCAAAUGUUUAUGUCGUGGUUUAUCCCGCUUUUUACUGAACGACCACAGCUGAAAAUAUUGUUGACGCUGUUUGUUAACUAGUCUGACUUCGACUUGUGAUUCGAUAACGAACAAAAUACUUUGUUUUCGCUUUUAUGUGUUAUUAUCUGGAUUAUCUGGAUCCAUUUCAAUCGGGCUUCAGGCCUGGACAUGGGACUGAAACAGCCUUGGUCGCCUUGGUAGAUGAUAUGAGGAGGGCGUUGGAUAGGGGCGAAUGCACCUUCCUUGUCCUCCUUGAUCUCUCAGCGGCUUUCGAUACCGUUGACCACGUUAUCCUCCUGGACCGCCUGAAGAGGUUCGGCAUGGGGGGCACUGUAUUGCAGUGGUUCCAUUCCUUCCUCUCUGGUAGGUACCAAAGAGUGGCAUUGGAGGAUGAGGUUUUGGAUCCUUGGCCUCUCACUUGUGGGGUGCCACAGGGUUCCAUCCUCUCCCAGAUGCUGUUCAACAUCUAUAUAAAGCCGCUGGGGGCUAUCAUCAGAAGACUUGGGCUGCAAUGUCAUCAGUAUGCGGAUGACACGCAGCUCUAUCUCUCAUUUAAAUCUUCACCCAGGUUGGCUGUAGAAACCCUGUCCAAGUGCCUGGAGUCGGUGAGUGGCUGGAUGGGAAGGAAUAAGCUGAAGCUGAACCCUGACAAAACCGAGCAACAGAAAGGGAUAGAGAAGUAGACAAGGAGAAGGGGAGAAGGAAGAGGACAACGAUGACAAGUACCCUCAGCUCUAGCAUAUCAAGCAGUCGCCUCACAGAAAUGAGGACAGAUACUGAACUCCUCUUCCUCUCAGGCAACUGGCCAAACC
Molecule: messenger RNA, 1120 nt
Organism: Rhineura floridana
Lineage: Eukaryota; Metazoa; Chordata; Lepidosauria; Squamata; Rhineuridae
Product: group II intron-encoded protein LtrA-like
Exons: 2
Coding region: 422-991 (189 amino acids)
Source: RefSeq, a predicted model, not a curated record